Messenger RNA from Protopolystoma xenopodis, 342 nucleotides. The record is from the annotation of a GenBank genome assembly. NCBI's taxonomy places the organism in Eukaryota, Metazoa, Platyhelminthes, Monogenea, Polystomatidea, Polystomatidae.
AUGGCGAGACUCACUGACGAUGCCGGCGAAACUUCUGGGAAUGUACCACGUCCACGGUCUGAGUUUGGAAAUGAUCAUGCAUACAAUUGGUUCCGGGCUAGAAACGCAAAUCCUGUUGAUGUUGAAUUACCGACACGUCUAUUAGAGGACUUUCUUUUGGCUUUGACACAAUUGAACGUGACCCUCCUUGUGCGGAGGUCCGACCAACUCCCUUAUGCUUCAGUUAUGAGGCACGAAGGAGCUCCAUAUGGUAAAGUGGUGUUCUUGGGAGGCGGUUUGCGGAGGCACGCGAUGACCAUCAAAUACAGAAAGAGCUGGUCGGGCGAGCUGCCAAAAUUCUGA